UCUACAUCACUUUAGUGCAUUUCUUUCAAAAAUGAUUCUGUUACGGCUAACACUGAGCUUAGUGCUUCUCAGAAGUACCACAAAUUGUGCUUUUCUAAAGGGUUGCAACUAUGGCGGGUCCUGCGUGGACGAGAAAUGGAGAAACCACACUCAUUCGAACAUCAUUUGCAUGGAGUGGAUGGAACUUGAUGAAGGUGAUAUUGAUACCUGUCCAAAACCCUGGAAAUGCUGCCAUACUACGCAGUACGAAAAGAAGAUUCCAUAUCCAAAACACUAACCGUGAAGCCCUAAACUUUAAUUCACUGACAACAUAUGUAUGAGAAACUGGUUUCUCAUUUUAUGGCCCAAUAAAAUGAAUAAAGUCAAAACAAAA
Molecule: messenger RNA, 373 nt
Organism: Drosophila santomea
Lineage: Eukaryota; Metazoa; Arthropoda; Insecta; Diptera; Drosophilidae
Exons: 2
Coding region: 32-277 (81 amino acids)
Source: RefSeq, a predicted model, not a curated record